CCCGGCCGGCAGCGGGGAGGCGCCGGGCGCGGGAGGAGGCAGUGCGGUUCGGGUCCUGGUCCGGCCAACUCAGCCGUGCGGGUCCCCCUGCCCACCAUGCGGGUUUCCCUGAUCUGCUGCUCGGCUGCCACCCUGCUGCUGCUGCUGCUGCGAUGGCGGCGACGGCGAGGGCUGUGGAAGAAGGUGAAGGCGGCUCAGCAGAGGCAGGAGCGGAGCUUGGUGCGGAUGGAGAUGGCGGUCCACCGCUUUCGGGAGCAGCAUCCUUCUGUGAACAUGGUUUCCAUCCUCUCUCUACGUUUGCCGGAGCUCUGCAAGAAACUCCAGGAUGGCUCCCUCCCUCCUGAACAUGUCUUCUAUGCCUAUGUGAGCAAGGCCCUCCAAAUUGCCACAGAAACCAACUGCAUCACAGAGUAUCUUCAGGAAAGUGAAAGCCUGGCCUGGAAGGCAAAGCUGACAGGGAAGCCAGGUUUGCUCUACGGGGUACCUGUCAGCAUCAAAGACUCCAUCGACUGUGAGGGUCAUGAUUCCACACUAGGGUUUAUAAAAAACCUCAAUAAACCCGCAGCAGAGGACAGUGUGGUGGUGCAGGUGCUAAGGAGACAGGGGGCAAUUCCCUUUGUCAAAACCAAUGUUCCCCAGUCCCUCAUCAGCUAUGACUGCAAGAACUUAAUCUUUGGUCAGACAUACAAUCCUCUGCUCUUCACCAGAACCCCUGGGGGCUCCUCUGGUGGAGAAGGGGCACUCGUAGGAGGAGGUGGGUCCAUCCUGGGCUUUGGGACAGAUGUAGGAGGGAGUCUGCGUUUCCCUGCUGCCUUCUGUGGGAUCUGUGCACUCAAACCCACGGGGAACAGACUCAGUAAAAAAGGAAUAAUUGCUGGUGUCAUUGGGCAGAAGGCAGUGGCCGCAGGAGUGGGGCCCAUGGCAAAGGAUGUGGAGAGCCUGGCGCUGUCCAUGCGAGCGCUCCUGUGCGAGGACAUGUUCAGCCUGGACAGCACAGUCCCCCCCCUUCCCUUCAAUGAAGAGGUGUAUUCCAGCACACAGCCCCUCCGUAUUGGUUAUUAUGAAACUGACUACUUCACCAUGCCCAGCCCAGCCAUGAGACGUGCUGUGAGGGAGGCAAAGCAGAUGCUGGAGGAGGCUGGCCACACGCUGGUGCCCUUUGAACUCACGAAUGUGGACUAUGUGAUCUUUAACUUCUGUGUCAGGGGAAUGUUUGCAGAUGGGGGUGCCUCCUUCAGCAAAAAAUUCAAAGGGGAGCUGGAGCGAAGCAGCAUGGGGCUGUUCUUCUGGUUGGCGAAGGCACCGAACUGGCUAAAAAGUGUCCUCUCCUGGAUUGCCAAACCAUUCGUGCCUCGAUUUUCAAGUCUUGUAAGAAGUAUGAAAGCAAACACAGUGGAGGAAGUCUGGAGUCUUCAUCAUGAAAUUGAGGGGUUUUGCCACCAGUUCACCGCCCAGUGGAAAAACCUGAAUCUGGAUGUCAUGCUUUGUCCUAUGCUGGGCCCAGCUCUAGGCAUCGGCUACCCUGGGAAGCUCUCAGUGGCUGUCAGCUACACCAUGCUCUACAAUGCCUUGGACUUCCCCGCCGGCGUGGUCCCUGUCACGACGGUGACAGAUGAGGAUGAGGAAGAGCUGAGGGGCUACCAAGGGUACUUUCGGGACUGGUGGGACCGGACCCUGGCAAAGGCUUUCCAUGGCAGCACGGGGCUGCCCGUGGCCGUGCAGUGCGUGGCCUUGCCGUGGCAGGAGGAGCUGUGCCUCAGGUUCAUGAAGGAGGUGGAGACACUUGUCCGGAAGAAAAACAAGCUCUUCUUCUGAGUCCCACACACUUGCCCAGAGCAGGAUCCCAGUGAACACCAGUGCUGGUCACCCUGGCUCACCUGCAGUACUGGUGUUCCCCUCCGUGAGGAUGCGGUGAUGGCUGAGCUGGCUGCUGGUUUUGGUGGGCAAGGGGAAGGCUGGGCGAGCUCCACAGUGGUGGAGCACUUCCAAUCAUUGUCCUAAUACAGUGGGGUGUUUUUUAUCAG
Calypte anna (Anna's hummingbird) is the source of this 2024-nucleotide messenger RNA. Its product is annotated as fatty-acid amide hydrolase 1. Gene Ontology annotation, biological process: fatty acid catabolic process. Gene Ontology annotation, molecular function: amidase activity; fatty acid amide hydrolase activity. The coding region runs from base 97 to 1815 and encodes 572 amino acids. The transcript has 15 exons. NCBI's taxonomy places the organism in Eukaryota, Metazoa, Chordata, Aves, Apodiformes, Trochilidae. The record is from RefSeq and is a predicted model, not a curated record.